Messenger RNA from Rubroshorea leprosula, 7588 nucleotides. The record is from the annotation of a GenBank genome assembly. NCBI's taxonomy places the organism in Eukaryota, Viridiplantae, Streptophyta, Magnoliopsida, Malvales, Dipterocarpaceae.
GCCAUUUUCCAUGACCACUUGAGAAAAGGACAUUCCUUUCCUCUGAGAUUCCCUGAUUAAUUUUUACUAUUUCUGAUCCGAUCUCCGUACUCUUUAUUUCACCCCCCAACCCCCCUUUUUUUUAAUUGUUUUAUUUAUUACAUUGUCGUUACCUGAUCGAAUUCAUCAUGGUUUGUGGGUGUUGAAGAUCUGAUUCCAUAUGGAAACAGUGAAUUCUGGGUUUUCGAUUUCACUGCUGCAUUUUAGGUUGGUUGGAUUGGAUGCUGAUGCUGCUGGUUCUCCUCUGGAGAAAAGGCUGUACUUUACUUCUAAUGGAAGAUUUGGGCUUGACUCUGGUUGCUUAUGUCUAAUUACCUUAGUUUUGCUAUCUGGGAAGCUAAGGAGCAAGUUAAAGUGGCAUUUGUCAGUAAUGUCAAGGUCUCCCUCCCCUGAAUCACAAGAUCAUACACUCUUAACUUCUUCCCAGGCUAGGGAAUCAUAUGGAUCAGAUGGAAUGGAUGAUCCAGAAAAUACAAUGGCUAUUGUUGCUCGUUUUAUUGAGCAACUGCAUGCCAACAUGUCCUCCCCAAACGAGAAAGAACUUAUUACAGCCCGUUUGCUGGGCAUUGCUAGAACAAGAAAGGAAGCAAGAGUACUGAUUGGUUCCCAUGCCCAAGCGAUGCCAUUGUUCAUAUCAAUUCUCAGGAAUGGCACACCAGUGGCUAAAGUCAAUGUUGCUGCAACUCUGAGUGUCUUAUGCAAAGAUGAGGACUUGCGAUUAAAGGUGCUCCUCGGAGGAUGCGUUCCACCAUUACUCUCACUUCUGAAGUCCGAAUCAAAUGAGGCAAGGAAGGCAGCUGCAGAAGCAAUAUAUGAAGUUUCCUCUGGUGGGCUUUCUGAUGAUCAUGUUGGCAUGAAAAUUUUUGUUACAGAAGGUGUGGUACCAUCUUUAUGGAAUCAGCUUAAUCCACAGAACAAACAGGAUAAAGUGGUAGAGGGGUUUGUUACUGGGGCUUUGAGGAACCUUUGUGGUGAGAAGGAUGGUUAUUGGAGAGCAACACUUGAAGCUGGAGGUGUAGAUAUUAUUGUGGGUCUUCUGUCAUCUGAUAAUGCUGCUGCUCAGUCCAAUGCAGCUUCCCUCUUAGCCAGGCUGAUGUUGGCUUUCAGUGAUAGCAUUCCCAAAGUUAUAGAAUCUGGAGCUGUCAAAGCUUUGCUUCAGCUUGUUGGUCAGAAUAAUGAUGCUUCUGUUCGUGCCAGUGCAGCAGAUGCUCUGGAAGCUCUUUCUUUAAAGUCAACCAAGGCUAAGAAAGUAGUAGUAGAAGCAGGCGGUGUUCCGGUUUUGAUUGGGGCUAUUGUUGCUCCUUCUAAGGAGUGCAUGCAAGGAGAAUAUGCCCAAGCUCUUCAGAGCCAUGCAACACGGACUUUGGCAAAUAUUUAUGGGGGGAUGUCUAAGUUAGUACUUUAUCUUGGAGGACUAUCCCAGUCUAAUCGCCUAGCUGCACCUGUUGCUGAUAUAAUAGGAGCACUUGCCUACGCACUCAUGGUGUUUGAGCAAAAUCAUGGUGUUGAUGAGGAACACUUUGAUGCAACACGGAUAGAGGAUGUAUUGGUCAUGUUGCUAAAACCUCGUGAUAACAAUUUAGUCCAAGAGCGGGUCCUUGAGGCUAUGGCAAGUCUGUAUGGUAACAUCUAUCUCUCAGAAUGGUUAAAUCAUGCUGAAGCAAAGAAGGUGCUUAUUGGACUCAUAACAAUGGCUGCUGUUGAUGUGCAAGAGUACUUAAUACUUUCUUUAACCAGCUUAUGCUGUGAUGGGGUUGGUGUUUGGGAGUCCAUUGGCAAGCGGGAAGGAGUCCAGUUACUUAUAUCAUUGCUGGGCUUAUCCAGUGAGCAGCAUCAAGAAUAUGCAGUUCAGUUGUUGGCUAUCUUGACUGAGCAGGUUGAUGACAGCAAAUGGGCUAUCACUGCUGCUGGUGGCAUUCCUCCACUGGUACAGUUAUUGGAGACAGGAUCUCAGAAGGCUAGGGAGGAUGCAUCACAUAUUCUAUGGAAUUUGUGUUGCCACAGUGAAGACAUACGUGCCUGUGUUGAAAGUGCAGGAGCAGUACCAGCAUUUUUAUGGCUUUUAAGAAGUGGUGGACCAAAGGGGCAACAAGCCUCUGCUAAGGCCCUUACAGAACUUAUCCGAACAGCUGAUUCUGCCACCAUCAAUCAGCUACUAGCUUUGCUUCUAGGAGAUACUCCAAGCUCUAAGGCCCACAUAAUCAGAGUUUUGGGCCAUGUACUUACAAUGGCAUCACACGCUGAUCUUGUAAAGAAGGGAUCCGCAGCUAACAAAGGACUGAAAUCUCUUGUUCAGGUGCUCAAUUCCUCAAAUGAAGAAAGCCAAGAGAAUGCAGCUUCUGUUCUUGCUGAUCUUUUUAGCACAAGACAAGAUAUCUGUGAUAAUCUUGCAACAGACGAAAUUGUUCAUCCUUGCAUGAAGCUCUUGACCAGCAAUACGCAAGUUGUUGCAACACAAUCAGCUCGAGCAUUGGGUGCCCUGUCACGACCAACCAACGCUAAAACUGCAAAUAAGAUGUCUUAUAUCACUGCAGGGGAUGUCAAACCCCUAAUUAACUUGGCAAAAACUUCUGCCGUUGAUUCUGCUGAGACUGCAGUUGCUGCACUGGCCAAUCUCCUCUCUGAUCCCCAGAUUGCUUCAGAAGCACUGGCUGAAGAUGUUGUUGUGGCUUUGACAAGAGUGCUGGGUGAUGGAACUUCAGAAGGGAAGAAGAAUGCAUCAAGGGCUCUUCAUCAAUUAUUAAAGCAUUUUCCAGUGGGUGAUGUGCUUGCAGGAAAUGCUCAGUAUCGCUUUGCUGUUCUUGCACUUGUUGAUUCCUUGAAUGCAAUGGAUAUGCAUGCUACUGAUGCUGCAGAUGUUUUAGAGGUUGUUGGUCUUUUAGCUAGAACAAAACAUGGUGUGAACUUUGCCUAUCCCUCAUGGUCUGCCCUUGCUGAGGUUCCCUCAAACUUAGAGCCUCUUAUACAAUGUCUUGCUGAGGGACCUCCUCUAUUGCAAGACAAGAUAAUAGAAAUAUUGUCUAGGCUUUGCAAGGAUCAACCAGUUAUGCUAGGUGAUUUAUUGGUUGCGAAGCCACAGUCUAUUGAUUCCCUAGCUAAUAGAAUAAUGAAUUCUGCUAGUUUGGAAGUUAAAGUUGGAGGAGCUGGAUUACUGAUCUGUGUUGUAAAAGAACACAAGCAACAGUCAGUUGAUAUGCUUGAUCAAUCAGGUUGCUUGAAUCCUCUAAUAUAUGCUUUGGUGGAUAUGGUAAAGGGGAACUCCAGUUGUUCUUUGGAAAUUGAAGUCAGAACUCCUAGAGGUUUUAUGGGAAGAACAGCAUUCCAGGAAGGGGAUGAGUUUGAUGUUCCUGAUCCUGCAACUAUCUUGGGUAGUACUGCUGCCUUGUGGUUAUUAUCAAUCAUUUCUUUUUCUCACCCAAAAACCAGGCUUACUACAAUGGAAGCUGGUGGACUUGACGCCCUCUCUGACAAGCUGGCAAGCUAUGCAUCCAAUUCGCAGGCAGAAUUUGAGGAUAUUGAAGGUAUAUGGAUUAAUGCCCUUCUACUGGCUAUUCUGUUCCAAGAUGCAAAUGUUGUUUUGUCUCCUGCAACCUUGUGCAUCAUUCCUUCACUAGCAAUUUUGUUGAGAUCUGAUGAAAUGAUCGAUAGAUUUUUUGCUGCCCAGGCAAUGGCUAGUCUUGUUUUUAAUGGAAGUAAGGGAAUAAAUCUUGCCAUUGCUAAUUCAGGUGCGGUUGCUGGAUUAAUUACAUUAAUUGGUUAUGUAGAAUCAGAUAUGCCAAACCUCAUUGCCCUGUCAGAAGAAUUUUCUCUUGUGAGAAAUCCUGGUCAAGCUGUUUUGGAACAGCUUUUUGAAAUUGAAGAUGUCAGAAUUGGCUCUACUGCACGCAAAUAUAUUCCUAUGUUGGUGGAUUUGUUGAGACCAAUACCGGAUAGACCUGGAGCCCCUCCAAUUGCUGUUCAACUCUUAACCCGCAUUGCAGAUGGAAGUGAUGCAAAUAAGUUAAUCAUGGCUGAAGCUGGAGCUCUUGAUGCCUUAACAAAAUACCUGUCUUUGAGCCCACAAGACUCAACAGAGGCCAUCAUAACUGAAUUACUCAGAAUAUUAUUUACCAAUCCUGAUCUUAUUCGAUAUGAAUCAUCGCUUAGUUCCUUGAAUCAACUUGUAGCUGUUCUACGCCUGGGUUCAAGAAAUGCCAGACUCAGUGCUGCAAGGGCUCUCCAUGAGCUCUUUGAUGCUGAUAAUAUUAGAGAUUCUGAACUAGCCAGGCAGGCUUUACAACCUCUCAUUGAUAUGCUUAAUUCUGCAUCAGAGAGUGAGCAGGAGGCUGCUCUUGUUGCCUUGUUCAAACUAACUUCAGGAAAUGUUUCAAAAGCUGCUAUGUUGGCUGAUACAGAAGGGAAUCUGCUUGAUAGUCUCUACAAAAUAUUAUCUUCUGCAUCAUCCUUAGAUUUGAAGAGAAAUGCUGCACAACUAUGUUUUAUUUUGUUUGGAAAUUCAAAAUACAGAGCAAGUCCGGUUGCUUCACAAUGCAUCCAGCACCUUAUAUUACUUAUGCAAUCUAAUAAGGAAACAGCUGUGGUAUCAGGGAUUUUUGCUUUUGAGAGAUUGUUGGAUGAUGAACAGCAAGUGGAGCUUGCAGCAAAAGACAAUAUUGUCGAUCUCCUCAUUGGCUUGGUUUCUGGGACAAACCUUCAGGUUAUUGAGUCCAGCAUAUGUGCCCUCAUAAAGUUGGGAAAAGACCGUACGCCGUGCAAGUUGGACAUGGUCAAAGCUGGGAUUAUUGAUAAUUGUCUUGAGUUACUCCCUGAUGCACCCAGUUCAUUAUGUUCCUCAAUUGCGGAGUUACUCCGCAUUUUAACAAACAGCAGUGCAAUUGCUAGGAGUUCAGAUGCUGCAAAAAUAGUUGAACCCCUUUUCCUGCUUUUGCUUCGUCCAGAUUUCAAUUUGUGGGGACAGCACAGUGCCUUGCAAGCACUUGUAAAUAUUUUGGAGAAGCCACAAAGUCUUGUAACUCUUAAACUGACUCCCAGUCAAGUCAUUCAACCUCUGAUUUCAUUUCUGGAAUCCCCAUCUCAAGAUAUCCAGCAGCUUGGCACAGAAUUGCUGACUCAUCUUCUUGCACAGGAACAUUUUCAGCAGGAUAUCACAACAAAAAAUGCAGCUGCACCACUUGUGCAGCUUGCGGGAAUUGGAAUAUUGAACCUGCAGCAAACAGCAAUAAAAGCUUUGGAAAAGAUCUCCAAAAGUUGGCCAAAGGCAGUUGCUGCCGCUGGAGGUAUUUUUGAACUCUCAAAGGUCAUUAUUCAAGAUGAUCCUCAACCUCCUCUUCCCCUUUGGGAAUCAGCUGCUUUGGUUCUCUCAAAUGUUUUGGGUUACAAUGCCAAGUACUAUUUUAAAGUUCCUUUGGUAGUUCUGGUGAAAAUGUUGCACUCCACAAUAGAAAGCACUAUUACAGUGGCUCUUAAUGGCUUAAUUGUUCAUGAAAGAAGUGAUGCUUCAAGUGCUGAACAGAUGACUGAAGCUGGUGCCAUAGAUGCUUUACUGGACCUACUAAGAUCUCAUCAGUGUGAAGAAGCAUCUGGAAGAUUACUGGAAGCUUUACUUAACAAUGUCAGUGUGCGAGAGAAGAAGGUUGCUAAAUAUGCGAUUGCACCCUUAUCACAGUAUUUGUUAGACCCACAGACCACAUCAGAAUCUGGAAGGCUUCUUGCAGCUCUAGCUCUUGGGGAUCUUUCCCAGCAUGAGGGACUGGCUAGAGCCAGUGACUCUGUUUCUGCAUGUCGUGCGCUGAUAAGCUUGCUUGAAGACCAACCAACAGAAGAAAUGACAAUGGUUGCAAUUUGUGCAUUGCAGAACUUUGUCAUGCGCAGCAGAACUAACAGGAGAGCUGUUGCUCAAGCAGGUGGCAUAUUAGUAAUUCAGGAACUGCUAUUGUCUCCUAAUGCAGAAAUUGCUGGGCAGGCAGCACUGCUGAUCAAAUUUCUCUUUUCCAAUCACACACUUCAAGAAUACGUAUCCAAUGAGCUCAUCAGAUCUCUAACGGCUGCCCUGGAGAGAGAACUAUGGUCCACUGCAACUAUCAAUGAGGAAGUUUUGAGAACUUUAAAUGUAAUAUUCACCAACUUUCCUAAACUCCAUAUUUCUGAAGCUGCUACCCUUUGUAUUCCUCGUCUAGUAGCAGCAUUGAAAUCUGGCAGUGAAGCUGCUCAGGAGUCUGUAUUGGAUACCCUCUGCUUGUUAAAACAUUCUUGGUCAACCAUGCCAAUAGAUAUCGCAAAGUCACAGGCCAUGAUUGCAGCUGAAGCAGUUCCUAUUUUGCAAAUGUUGAUGAAAACCUGCCCGCCAAGUUUCCAUGAGAGGGCUGACAGCUUGUUACACUGCUUACCAGGGUGUUUAACUGUUACUAUCACACGUGGUUAUAACCUAAAGCAGACCAUGGGAUCUACAAAUGCAUUUUGUCGGCUGACAAUAGGCAAUGGUCCUCCACGGCAAACUAAGGUUGUGAACCACAGUACUUCUCCUGAAUGGAAAGAAGGCUUUACAUGGGCUUUUGAUGUGCCUCCAAAGGGACAAAAACUACACAUCAUCUGCAAAAGCAAAAAUACCUUUGGAAAGACAACUCUUGGCAAAGUGACUAUCCAGAUUGACAAAGUUGUUAGUGAGGGAGGAUACAGUGGUGUAUUCAGCCUUAAUCAUGAUAGUAGCAAAGAUGGGUCCUCCAGGAAGCUUGAGAUAGAGAUUGUUUGGUCCAAUGGCAUGGCAAAUGAUGAUGACACAUAGAAGGUAUGAUUAUUUAUGCACAAGCAACUGCAGGAAAGCAAAGUGCACAACACUAUAUAUGGCCGUAGUUGGUUUGCUCGUGAGUAUUAAUCUUUGAAAGUCCAGUUUUGUAGUAAAUACUUAAGAUGUAAAGUGUAAAAUGUUUGAUUAAUUUAAAGUCAAGAGGGUGAAAAGGUUUUAGAAGUUUGUUGUACAGGUCAGUCUUUAGGGACUAGCGUGUAAAACAUGUUAAAAGAGGAAGGGAUCACCAUGAUGAGAAGAGGCCUUUUGCACGAAGUGCUGCCUACUUAUGUUCAUAUUGUGUUACUAUUUGGCUGCCCGCAUAAUUAAAACUCAGAAGAAGUUGUUCCUUAUUUUUGUUAUAUUGCUCCUCUAAUCUCUAAUUUUAGGAUCAAUCAAUACCGCUCUCAUCUUUAAUUUCACAAGUAAAACAGAGAGCCGUGCAUCAAAUCUUUGGUUCAAAUAUUUAGAUAGAUAGAGAGAACAUUUCCGGAUUUUAUCUGAAAAUAUGAGGCUAAAAUUGGAUACCAAUAAUUUAAAGAAAUGGUAUUCCCACAGAUGUGAAAAUGUGAUCUCAAACUUGCUUUAGAAUAAUGUCUCCCACAGAGCAAACUUGACAAACAUCUAAUUUGCUGCUGCUACAAGUGCAGAUCUAGCUCUUGUAAAUGUACUAAUGAGAGAUCCAAGUUGCAGUUUGUCAUUGCACCCAAAGCUCAACCGGUAUCUGCAAAUAUGGUAAACAAUGACCAAUGAAUGGGAUUGAAACUA